AACAAUCGGUCUCAGAAGUCCCAAUUCACAUUCACGCCCUCACGAGAUCAUCUUUUCAAACCGAGUUAUUGCCAGGUUCCCUUCCGAAAAAAAUAGGAUCUUUGGCAACCCGGGCUCUUUCCAUCCCCAAAGCCUAUGAACUAAAGGCGCCAAUCACUCGCACAUAUGCAGGCGCAAUGGACCCGGACGCCAUUCCGCCUGGCUGUCCCUAUCCCGGGGCUCCUGUCAAGUCCACGUGUGGCAGCUAACCCAUCCACACCUGCAACACCACCCUUCCUCCUUACUCACAAUCCGAGGCCAAGAUCAAGGAUACCGCCGUCAACCCCAGCACCAAGCCUCCCUACCCGGCUCUCCUCCUCCUCGGCCUCCUCCCAGUGGAAACUCCGCCAAGGCAAGGACUACUUCGCGCGCUCGGCCCGCGUGCAGGGCCUCAAGUCGCGCGCCGCCUUCAAGCUCCUCGAGCUAGACGACAAGUACCACCUCUUCUCGCGGAACCAGGGCCAGGUGGUUGUUGACCUGGGCUUUGCCCCCGGCAGCUGGUCCCAGGUUGCGCUGGACCGCACCGCGCCAAACGGGAGGGUCGUGGGGAUCGACAUCAUCCCCGCGCAUCCGCCGCGGGGUGUGAGUACAAUCCAGGGGAACUUCCUAAGUCCCGGGGUGCAGGGUAUGGUGAAGCAGUUUCUUCUGGAAGGGGAGAAGCGGAGGCUGGCGGCUAAGGCGGCGGCCAGGGAGGCAGAGGAGACCAAACUGAUGGAGGAAAAGAACGGGAAAGGGGAGGAGGAUGAGGGGGAUGAAGUUGCCGAUCGGCCGAGUUAUAUCGAGAUGGAACGGAUGGCGGCGCGGGAGAGCGAUGCCGAGAGUACUGUCUCAUCGCCAUCGCCAUCGCCAUCACCUGACGAAGCAGGCCGCAACAGAGAAAAAGAAGAAAAGCCAAACCUCCGGUUGGUAGACGUAGUCCUCAGCGACAUGAUGAUGAACACGAGCGGCAUCGCCUUCAGAGACCACGCCGGGAGCAUGGACCUCUGCCACGCCGCACUCUCCUUCGCCUCGGACACGCUCAAGCCCGGGGGCCACUUCGUGUGCAAGUUCUAUCAGGGCGCCGAGGACAAGGCUUUUGAGAAACUGCUUCAGAAGAUGUUUGCCAGGGUGCACCGGGAGAAACCCGAGUCGUCACGAAGCGAGUCGAGGGAGGCGUUCUUCGUGGCUCUGAAGAGGAAAGGAGAGGUGACGUUGGCCGAUGUCGAGGGCCGCUAAUGGACAGCCCCGCCGGCAAGAGGAGCCAAUGGCCCAUUGUAUCAUAGUCGUGACCGGGUACACAACACAUCACAAUUGUAUGAUAAUUCAGACAUACACGACAUACGUCGCAGUGGGGCCC
Messenger RNA from Chaetomium strumarium, 1375 nucleotides. RefSeq names its product FtsJ-like methyltransferase-domain-containing protein. Gene Ontology annotation, molecular function: rRNA (uridine-2'-O-ribose)-methyltransferase activity. The coding region runs from base 166 to 1254 and encodes 362 amino acids. Gene Ontology annotation, biological process: RNA methylation. The record is from RefSeq and is a predicted model, not a curated record. Gene Ontology annotation, cellular component: mitochondrion. The transcript is spliced from 5 exons. Lineage: Eukaryota; Fungi; Ascomycota; Sordariomycetes; Sordariales; Chaetomiaceae.